Poecile atricapillus (Black-capped chickadee) is the source of this 1700-nucleotide messenger RNA. RefSeq names its product sirtuin 2 (gene SIRT2). Gene Ontology annotation, molecular function: NAD+ binding; histone deacetylase activity, NAD-dependent. The transcript is spliced from 15 exons. The coding region runs from base 1 to 1686 and encodes 561 amino acids. Lineage: Eukaryota; Metazoa; Chordata; Aves; Passeriformes; Paridae. The record is from RefSeq and is a predicted model, not a curated record.
AUGGCGGAGCGGGGAAUCCCCGGCCCGGCGCCUCCCGGGACCCGUAGUCCGCGGCCGCGCUUCCGGGUGCCUCAGCCAAUCAGCGGCCUCCGUGUGACCGCGCCCGCUGCUCCCGCCAACCGGAGCCGCGGGGGGCGCGCGGGGCACGCCGGGAGCCGCCGUGAGGGCGAGGCCGCGCCCAUGGAGGAGCGGGGCAGCACCGGCGGCGCCGGCACCGGCCCGGGGGCUGGGGCUGCCUCUCCUCCCGCCCCCGCCGGGGAUCCCGCCGGGGAUCCCCCCGCUGUCCCCGCAGCUCCCGGUGCCCGCGAGGAGGAGGCGGAGCAGGACGCCGAGUCUCCGGUGUCGGAGCCCGAGGCGGGCGCUUCAGCGGACGCUGACAUGGAGCUGCUGAGGACGCUCCUGUCCCGGAGCCUCGGGCUCGGCGGGGACAAACCGGAGCCGGUGCUGGACGAGCUGAGCCUGCAGGGCGUGAGCCGCUUCCUCAGGAGUGACCGCUGUAAGAACAUCGUGUGCAUGGUGGGCGCUGGCAUCUCCACCUCUGCCGGGAUCCCGGAUUUCCGCUCCCCCGGCACCGGCCUCUACUCCAACCUGCAGAGUUACAACCUCCCCUACCCCGAGGCCAUCUUUGAGAUCGGUUUCUUCAAGAAACACCCAGAGCCUUUUUUCGCCCUUGCCCGUGAGCUCUACCCAGGGCAGUUCAAGCCCACCGUGUGUCACUACUUCAUGAGGCUGCUGCAGGACAAGGGGCUCUUGCUGCGCUGCUACACCCAGAACAUCGACACUCUGGAGAGGGUGGCAGGGCUGGAGCCGGAGCUGCUGGUGGAGGCUCACGGCACGUUCUUCACGUCGCACUGCCUGCGCUCCUCGUGCCGCCAGCGCUACGACCUGGCCUGGAUGAGGGAGAGGAUUUUCUCCUCCCUGGUCCCGAAAUGUGAGAAGUGCCAGGGGCUGGUGAAGCCUGACAUUGUGUUUUUUGGGGAGAACCUCCCCUCGCGCUUCUUCACCCUCCUGGAGUCGGACUUUGAGAAGGUUGAUCUCCUGCUCAUCAUGGGCACCUCGCUGCAGGUGCAGCCCUUCGCCUCCCUCAUCAGCAGGGUCCCCACCAACACCCCCAGACUCCUGAUCAACAAGGAGAAGACGGGACAGAGUGACCCCCUGAUGUCCCUGAUGGGCUUUGGGGGGAUGGACUUUGACUCAGACAAGGCCUACAGGGACGUGGCCUGGCUGGGGGACUGUGACAGUGGGUGCCUGGCUCUGGCUGAGCUGCUGGGCUGGAAGGAGGAGCUGCAGGAGCUCGUGCGCAGGGAACACGCGGCCAUCGAUGCCAGGGGGGGGGACCCCCAAAAGGAGGACAAGGAUGGGGGGAACCCCAGAAAGAGCCUGGGGGACGAGGCCAAGGCUCACAGGGACCCCGAGGAGAGCCUGGGGGACAAGGAAAAAGCUCAAGGUGACCCCAAAAAGAGCUUGGGGGACAAAGCCAAGGCUCAAAGUGACCCCAAAAAGAGCUUGGGGGACAAAGCCAAGGCUCAAAGUGACCCCAAAAAGCCCCAAGGGGACAAAGCCAAGGCUCAAAGUGACCCCAAAAAGCCCCAGGGGGACAAAGCCAAGGCUCAAAGUGACCCCAAAAAGUCCCAGGGCAGCAGCGAGGACCCCCCAAACAGCACAGGAGGGACACCCCAAAAUUAAAUGGUCACAGAGGA